AUGGGGUGGUCCGCAGCGGCAGCAGCGUUGGUGCUGACAGUCCUUGCUGGAUGUACACCUGAGCCAACACAGGCUGCGCUUCCACCGCGUGGUGGCGGCCCAUAUCUUGCAUGGCCCACCACCCGCAGCGAUCCCGGAAACUUCGACUUCAACUGGAACGGGCGCUUUGAUGCGGGCGGACGAGAUGUUGUGCGGAACAACACGCCAAACGAUGUGUGGCCCUCACGCGACAGUGCGUACACCGCUGCCCGCUACGGCUACUGCGGCGGUGUUGCCGGCAGUGUGCCAGACUUUCUCACCCCAGAGACGGUGUCUGCCACCCUCACGCCGGGGCAAACCCUCAACAUGACCUUCAUCACCGACGAGGACACGCCACCCGGACACGUGGUCUUCAGCAUCUGCGAUCGGGCAACCAAUGUGUCGCAGGAGUGCUUCAACGAACACCUGUUGCGACGCGUGGAAGACGGCAACCUGAUUGACUUUAGCUGGGACGAACGCUUCUUCGUCAAGCCAGGUUUCGGCGUGUACCACCCGACAUUUCACAUGCCGGAACAGCUCACAUGCAGCCACUGCGUGCUUCAGUGGCACUUUGUGGGUGCAGGCGAGUGUCUGCCUCACGGGUAUGUGUCGUUCGGCUUUCCAGCAGAGUACGGCAUUGACAAGAACAAGCCCGCGUGUGGAGAUGUGUUCCCCGAGGAGUUUUGGGGCUGUGCCGAUAUUGCCCUUCUUCCCCAAGACAACCCACAAGGCCUUCCCUGUGACGACGAGGAUCAGUCUGGCUGCAUGGUGGUGCUUGGCUACUUCGCUUCGUGGUCGUACCACCGCCCUGCGCCAUACACGUUCAUGAUUGAGCACAUUGACGCCGGCAAGUACACCCACCUCGCUUAUGCGUUUGCGGGCAUCGAUGCGGACUACACCAUCAUGCCUGGCGAAGCCGUGGACGUGGAUGGCGGCCGGUACGCCCUCUUUCACACGCACGUGCGUCAGCGCAACCCCAACAUCAAGACGCUCCUGAGCGUUGGCGGCUACACCUUCAACGCAGACUCGCGCACGCAGUACCGCUUUUCCACCAUGGUCGCAUCGCAGCAGCGCCGCGCCACCUUCAUCGCCUCCCUCAUCCCGUUCCUCCGCACACACGACUUUGACGGCGUCGACAUCGACUGGGAGUUCCCGGGCUAUCUGCAGAACGGCGGCAGCCCACAGGACCGCGACAACUUCCUCACGUUCCUGCAGGAGCUGCGCCAGGCCGUGAACAGCGAGGUCACACAGAAGGAUGCGCUUAUUGUCACCGUGGCCGUGUCCGCGUACAGGGGCAUUGCAGAGCAGGCCUACCACAUUCGCGAGAUGCACAAGUACAUUGACUUUAUCAACCUCCUCUCCUACGACUUGCACGGCUACUGGGAGCCCCAAACUGGCGCCCACACCGCGCUGUCAUCCACGGAUGGCAUUGACGUGCAGGACAGCGUCGCCUUCUGGCUGGAGCAAGGCACACCGCGCCAGAAGCUGCUGCUUGGCUUUGGCACCCACGCGCGUGGCUGGACCCUCGACUCGCCGGCCAACCACGCCAUUGGCGCACCCGCCUCCAGCCCAUCUCGCCCCGGCCCAUACACGGACGAGGCCGGGCUGCUUGCCUACUACGAGGUGCUGGAGUUUGAGCAGGCGGGCUUCAUCACCCGCUUCGACAACCUCACGCAGACCAUGUACACAUAUUACGGCGACCAGUGGUUCUCCCACGACUCGCCCUUCACCAUCAAGCUCAAGGCCGAGUUUGCGCUCUCGCAGGGUCUCGGUGGCGCCAUGGUGUGGUCCAUUGACCAGGACGACUUCCUGUACGGAUCUCCGCUUGUCCAGGCCAUCCGCGACAACCUGCCCAUUUCGCCACCGCCACCGCCGGCGUCGGACGGCGACCCUCCGCUCAACCUCACCGAGAUUAUCAUCAUCGCCGUGGUUGGCGUGCUGGCGCUCAUUGCGUUUGUGGUGCUGUUUGCCUCGUGCAACAAGCACGCGCUGUCGAGCAAGCCCACGCUGGACAACAGCGGCGUUGGCGCCGAGUACGACACGCCCGUGCCCGUCAUUCCCGUGCUCAAGCUGAGCGAGGACGACCUGGAGUCUGAGACGUCGACCGAUGACAGCAGCAACGGCACCGACGGGCUGCCGCGCCGCCGCCGCCGCCUCAAGCCGCGCUACUACGACCUGGGCGAGAUGGAGGACGAGGAGGACCCGAUGCAAAAGGCCGAGGACUAUGUCACCACAAAGGACGGCGUGCUUGUGGACACGGACGGGCGCAUGGUGGCGCGCUUCCACGACGGCGAGCAUGACGAAAUUUACGACUACGACCAGAGGCGGCGGCGGGAAACGGAUGCAGCGCACAGGCGCGCACAGGCGGAGCUGGUGGCCAUGAGGAACGGCAAGUACGUGGCACGCCACUACGACGAUGAGGACAUCACGGUCUAG
This is a messenger RNA of Salpingoeca rosetta, 2454 nucleotides long. Its product is annotated as oviductal secretory glycoprotein. The transcript has 7 exons. Gene Ontology annotation, biological process: chitin catabolic process; carbohydrate metabolic process. The coding region runs from base 1 to 2454 and encodes 817 amino acids. NCBI's taxonomy places the organism in Eukaryota, Choanoflagellata, Craspedida, Salpingoecidae. The record is from RefSeq and is a predicted model, not a curated record. Gene Ontology annotation, molecular function: chitin binding; chitinase activity. Gene Ontology annotation, cellular component: extracellular region.